This is a messenger RNA of Rhodofomes roseus, 1806 nucleotides long. RefSeq lists its product as uncharacterized. The coding region runs from base 1 to 1806 and encodes 601 amino acids. The transcript is spliced from 3 exons. NCBI's taxonomy places the organism in Eukaryota, Fungi, Basidiomycota, Agaricomycetes, Polyporales, Fomitopsidaceae. The record is from RefSeq and is a predicted model, not a curated record.
AUGCCCCGCCAGCAUCUCAGCCCUACUAUCGUCCCACGGUCCCCCUAUUCUCCUCCGCUCAAGACCUGGUCGUCCUCGGGCUGGGGCCGUGGGCUUGCACUCCUCCACCAUCCCGCCCGCGCGUCCCCAGCCUCGACGCGGACGACAGAUUACCCCUCGAGCGAGAGCACGCUAUGCGCAUCACAGCGGCAACUCAGCGAGCUAUUGGAAGUGGAGGUCUCGCUGAAGACGAUUGACCCGCCCAAGAUCCCCGCGCUCGCGUCCCCCAUAGAGCUGGACCUGGCAGGUCUGCGCAGCAGCCGCGCUCGCAUCUGUGACUAUUCCCCCUUGUUGCAUGCCUACUUCGCCAGUCAUUCACCGGUACCUGCUUUGAUGCUCACUUCAAGCCCCGUUUCGCUCCAUUUGUCUGAUAUUCCCGACAUGGCCCCGACAGAGUCCCUGAGCGCGCUCCAGCGUCUGUCGCGUUCUAGCACGAACCACGAUCACGAGCGUACGGAACGCAGCUUCAACCACAGCGCGCCGGCAGCUGGUCGCUCUGCCCGCGAGCCAGCGGACGGCCCGCUCAUCUUCCCUCCCAGCCGAUACUCGAGUCGUCUUCGCAAGCUCGCGCCGCCGCCGCUCAGGCUUUCCUCCGCCCAGCAUCCCGCUAUCCAGCGGCGAUGUUCCUUCGUGCGCGACAACGAAGCACUGUCCGCGCCGCUCGUUGACGUCCCGCUCGUGUCUGCCGCUCGUCCCCCACCGGCUCAGGCUCCGAGCGGCGUGCACCGUCACCCAGUGACUGCAAUCGACUUCCCCGAAGACCUGAGCACGUCCUUCUCAAGCUUCGAUAUUCUGCAGUGGCGCAGACGCAUUUCUCGCCUCUUUGACUCUCCUCUCGCCCCCUUCACACCUGAGCAAGCUCGCAGCAACUCUCCUUUCGGGUCUCCUAACACGCAGUUCGGCGCCCGUGUGUCUUCCGUAUCAGUCGCAGCAGCGGAGUCAAGCCCUCAAACAUCGUCCUCGUUGGCAGAGUCGCACUACACGCGCUUCGACGAGCCUCCCGCGGAGCCGAUGUCGAAUGACACGUCAGUCGCGCACACCCCUGCGCCUCCCGGCCGUACUCGCCUCGUCUCGCUGCCUCCGAUACCGUAUGCAUGCUCUUCGGGAGAGGGCGAGGCCCUUCUGUCGCCUCUCAUACCCGACCUCCGUACCGCGCUCGCUGUCCCGAGUUUGCUCCUGCGAGCGGAGCGAUGCGCCGAGGCCGUCGGUGACGCUGCCAUGUGUCUAUGCUCAUGCAGUCUACUGAAGGAACCGGAGGCCAUCUUCGAUCUCUGCAAAUCCCUCCAGCAGACGUUCCAUGCGGUCCAACAAGAACUAGACGACACGCCCGAUGUCAGAAGCGCCGAAGAAACGGCGGAGAUGCAGGCGUGGUUCCAAAAGCACUGGCAACUCAUUUCGUCUCUGGAGCGGAACCUCAACAUCUUCUACCUCUUCGCAGACGAGCUCCGCGCGCGUCCCCCGCGCAUCCACCGACUCGCGGGACACCUCGACAAGCUGCACGCCUUCCGCACGAAGUUCGCGGACGUCGCUCGACGGCUGGCAGUCUCGCACCAGAAGCUGCACCUCGUCGGCCUCCGAUCACAGUUCGUGAAGGAGCACCGCGCUGCGCGUGCACAGGCCGAGUCCGAGCGCAAGAGGCGGGGUGAGUUCCGCACGACGUGGACGGAAAGUCGCGCCCGACGAGAAUUAUUGCAGGACGAGAUCCGGCACUCGAGAGCGCGUGCGCAGCAUAUACGCCAUGCGUGGAUGGCCGACCAUGGCUUGUGA